This is a messenger RNA of Drosophila willistoni, 3118 nucleotides long. RefSeq names its product MMS19 nucleotide excision repair protein (gene Mms19). Gene Ontology annotation, biological process: iron-sulfur cluster assembly. The transcript is spliced from 6 exons. Gene Ontology annotation, cellular component: cytosolic [4Fe-4S] assembly targeting complex. The record is from RefSeq and is a predicted model, not a curated record. NCBI's taxonomy places the organism in Eukaryota, Metazoa, Arthropoda, Insecta, Diptera, Drosophilidae. Bases 138 to 3044 code for a protein of 968 amino acids.
AGCAACUGGUCGUCUAAUCUUCGGUGUUAUCGGUUGCAAAUAUUUCGGCUUAACGUGCUUAAAAAUAUUUUUGGGGGUUUAUAUAUAGCACAAUCACGCAAGCGACGGCUACCACAGCCCAAUUUGCCCGCCUAACAAUGACAGCGCCAACGCCCACACGUGCCAGCCUGGAGAAGGCUCUGAAGAGCGAUGCGAAACUUCAAAAGACGGCCAAAGACAUAGCCAAGGACUUGUCAGCGGGAGCUUAUGAUAUAGCACUACUGGCCGAGGAAUUGGGAUUUGCCUUAACAUCACCCGAUAUGGUGGAACGUGUGGGUGGAACAAAUCUCUUAUCUUCCGUCUUAGUCGCUCUGCCUGAGGACCUGCUUGGCGCCGAGCAAUUGGAGUUUUUGACAAGAUUCUAUACGGAUCGCCUAAGGGAUCAUCACAAUGUAAUGCCGGCCAUAAUUGAUGGCAUUCAGGCCAUGGUCCAUAUGAAGCAAUUGCCUCGAAAGUGUGUUGUUGAUAUACUACAGGCGUUCUUCCAAUAUACAACCUGCCAGUCCCAGACCCGUGGGGAUCGCACAAAACUCUUCAAUACAUUCAAGUACCUGACGGAGAAUUUUAAGCCAGAGCUACAGGCAAUGGCUGGUGAUUUUGUCUAUGGCCUGAUCAAUUCCAUUGAUGGUGAACGCGAUCCUCGUAAUCUGGACAUUAUAUUUAGCUUUAUGCCAGAUUUUAUAUCAACAUAUCCAUUGUUGCAUUUAGCUGAAGAAAUGUUUGAAAUCUUUGCCUGCUAUUUUCCAAUUGAUUUCAAUCCCAGCAAGCAGGAUCCCGAGGCCAUUACGCGCGAUGAUCUGGCAGCCAAAUUAACUAAAUGUUUGGUGGCCAACAAUGAGUUUGCUGAAUGGGCUGUGGCUCUGGCCUUGGAGAAGUUAGAAAGUGAUUUAUUGGUUGCCAAACUGGAUUCCCUAGAACUGCUGCACCAAGCUGCCAUUAAAUUUCCUCCAUCCGUGCUGGAGCCCCAUUUUGAGCAAAUCUGGCAGGCUCUUAAAGCAGAAACAUUUCCUGGUGGCGAUAAGGAGGAAUUAGUGAAAGCCAGUCUCCAGGCCCUAAAAGCCUUGCUUCAACGUGCUUCUAAUGUUCCAGACAUUAGUCAUAGCUAUCAAAGCACAAUUUUGGGAGUAAUUCUAACCCAUUUAAGUGAUGUAAAUCAAAGACUCUUUCAUCCGGCUACCUCUCUGGCCUUGGUUUGUGUGGCCAGUGAUGCGCCGUUUGCAGCAACAAAGAUCCUAAAUACAUUCCUUAUUAAGUUGGAAUCAAUGGAUUUGCAAACCUCACCGCCAGAGCAGCGCAUUCAAAUCUAUCGAAUUGUUACCCAAAUCUAUAAAAUAUCAGCUUUAAAUGAGGACCUAAAUAAAUUGGAUGCAGCUAUAGUGAGUCGGCUGCAGGACGAUGUUAUAGCCGCAUUGCGUUUAUUCGAACGGGAGGACUUUGAUGUCAAGAAGGAGGACUUGGAAUUACAAAAGGCUGCGCUGAAUGUGUUGAGCGAAAGCGUUCCAAUUUUAACCGAAUCCCAGAGAGCACUGGUCUAUAAGGCAUUCGUUCAAUUAAUUAGCCAUCCGAUUCUGGAUUUAGACUUUACACAAAUCACACAGCGAUUGGGAGCCCUUCAGCCUGUUGAACUGCAGGCGAAUUUCAUUGACAUUAGCAUACGAAACUUUGGCAUUUUCUCCAAUUUUAUAAAGCGUAAAAUUUACGCUAAUCUAUUGCCACUAAUUCCCCAAAUGGCAUUCACUCAACGCAUUUUGGAUCUACUGAUGCAGCAACUUUUCACUAGCGAAAAAUUAGAGCCCGAUGUCCGGCAAUUGGCAUUGGAGGCCUUGAAUACUCUACUAACGCAAGAGGAUCAGCAUUUCAUUGUUGAUCUGCAGCAGCAAUCAAAUUUGCUCCACAAACUUAUUGAACUGGCCCAGAAAACAGAGACUGAUAGCAUGCCCAGCGAAUCGUUGGAGCAGAUUUCCGGAGCUUUGAGUCGCAUCAUGCAACAAUUACCCCUAUCGGAACAAAGUGCCAUUGUAAGUGAAUAUUUGCCCGACCUGCAACUGCAUCUCUCGGCUGAUUUGUAUAUAGCUAAAGGUCUAUUGGGUUAUCUUCAUCAAGACAUCAGUUUGGAUGAUCAUUUUGAGCGUUUGCUAAACGAUCUAACAAAACUAUCCCUGAGCUCUGAUAAUGAAAAGCUGCGAGUGAUUGCCCAUCAUCUGCUAUGCAGUUUGGUUAACAAAAUGGACAAUACGCCAGAAAAUCGUGGCAAAGUCAAAAAGGUUCUUGUACAGCUGAAAAAUGCCAUUAAAGAAGGUGAUGGUAAAGCUGUAGAGAUAUCGGCAUGGAUUGCCAAAGGUCUAGUUGUGGCUGGAUUUGAAGAAGCAGGUGAAGUUGUUGGCGAUCUUUCAGAUCUUCUCAAGCAUCCAACUUUAAGUACUGCCGCUGCUGUGGCAUUUGAUAUUCUAGCCGCAGAGUUUCCUGAAUUGGAUUUGCCUGUUGUGAAAUUUCUGUAUAAACAGAAAUUCUUUCAUACCAUAAUGGGUAAAAUGGGCAAUAAACUGGCCAAUUAUUGUGUGCAGCAUUUGAAAGCCUUUAUCUAUGUGCUAAAGGCCACUCCGAUGGCAGUGAUUAAACUCAAUAUUGAGAAAUUGGGACCACUGCUCUUCAAAAGUCUGGAAGAGCCCAACGAUGCAAAGUCUUUGUGCAUAGCUUUGGGUAUAUGUGAGAAAUUUGUGCAACAGCAGGAUGCAUAUUUCCAAGGACAUUUAAAUCACUUGAUACCCAUUUGCCUGGAGCUAUCGAAGAAUAAAGAACAGCAUACUAUGCAAGUUCGCAUAGCUGCCCUCCAGUUGUUGUAUGACAUUACAAAGUAUCCGACAUUUGUUUUAUUGCCCCACAAAGUGGAUGUCACUCUGGCCAUGGCCGCUGCUUUGGAUGAUCCCAAGCGUUUGGUUAGAAAUGUGGCGGUUAAGGCCAGAAAUGCCUGGUUUCUAAUUGGUGCACCGAAUGGUGGCGACUAACUAAGGACAAUUAAUAUGCAACUAUUGUUAACAUUAAUUUUUUGUAAAUCAAUAUAUUAUGCACAAAUUUUUAA